UCCGCCCUGUGAGAAAUGAAACACAGACCGGGGAAUAAACAUAUUACUCCACAUCAUGGCUACAUUACUGGAACGACUGGGCUUCUUACAAAAAGUUGGUCUUCUUUUCUUUUUCUCAGGUGCCCACCCUCAUGAGAGCUACAGCAGAUGACGAAUCGCCAUGUCCAGGUUAUCUCUUUGAGGAGAUCAGUAAAAUUUCCCAUGAGUCUGUGGGCUGCUGCCAGUGUCUUUUGGAGUACCUCUUGGAGAGACUGCAGGUGGAGUCCUGCCAUGUCAAGCUCAAGGUCCUGAAGAUUCUCUUACAUUUAUGUAGCCAUGGACCACCUCACUUCCUCACAGAGCUUCGACGGAAUGCUACAUUUAUACAGGAAGUGAUUGUGUACAGUGGCCCCCCGGACCCCAUCCAUGGGAAUGCCCCCUUUCAGAAAGUCAGAAGCUCUGCUCAGGAGUUGGCCAGUCUUCUCUUUAAUGAUACCAUGUCUCUGGAUUCUGGAGUCGCUCCAUGCAAAAAAGUGACAACAUCCAUGGGAAUGGGCUCUGCGUCCCUCAGGUCUGGCAUGCAGGGGUUUGGAUACAGCCCAGGAAAGACAGAGUCCAGUGGAACGACUCUAUUGGACAAGAUUCAGAGAGCUGCGGAAGUGGUCGCCAGCGCCGUCCUUCCUCCAGCAGAGCAUCCUGGAAUUCGUCUCCAUGAUAACCACUACCACGCCGUGGUGGCCCCUUCUGCUACCGUGGAGUUGGCCGUGCCAGCGUGUGCCUACAACAUCCAAUCCCACAGCCACAGAGCAUCUCACAGGUGUCCAGGGCAGGCCGGAGGAGGCUGGGAGGAAACAGACAGCCGCCACAGCUUCUCCCACAAUUCCUCCCAAGAGAACGUGCCAGUCACCCAGACCUCGGUGGGCAGGAGCAGUAAGUCGGGUGGCUCGGGCAGCCAUUCAGGGGCAAGUCGGGAGAGUGGUGACCUAGCAGAGCGUGUGGAAGCUAUGCAGCUGGGAGACUGCGGUCAGGAGAUGGCACUUAUCAACAGUCUGACCGGCGGUUCUAAAGUCUUCCUAUCCAGAGAGGAGAGCCAACACUUCAUCAAAGAAUGUUCCACUCUCAAUUGUGAGGUGGUAGUUGAACUUCUGUCUCGCAAACUCCAGGACCACUCACAAACUGUCCAAAUGAGGGCGCUAUGUGCUCUGGCCUGCCUGAUGUCAUCAGACUUCCUCUCCCUAGACCAUAUUUUCAAUAUCACACACAAACGCCUUGCACAGCUUAGUGAAGGAACAGCAGGCCCUAUCGCUAACAAGGCAACCAAGCUCUUAAGGCAGUUUGAAGCUUUGCUCGGCUGCGUCACACAUCCCAGGUGUGACUCUGCUGGACGUUCAGCCUCCUCCAGCUCUUCACUUUCAGAGCAGCCCUCCAAAUCUUUCACCAACCCGCUCCUAUCAGGACAACUAGGAGAAACAGCAACUUCUGUUAUCCCUUCAGAGGAGCCGCCAUCUAGAGACCGCCCACAAGCUAACAUCACCGCAUCUGAGUCUCAUAUCAAAAGAGAACAGGAAGAGGAGAGAAACAGCUGCAAGAUACAAGAACCGUCCAGACUGUCGCUCUUCACUGGGAUGGAGCUAGUGAACAGAAGCAAACCUGUGUGUUUGGUUGAGCCCGUUCCUGUCGAGACCGGUGUGGAGGCCACAACAGACACAGACUGUGCGAGUGAGAAAAGCAGUGACAGAACUAUAGAGUCACCUGCUUCGAGUAGACCCAAGCAAUGCAAAGAGCAAACGUCUGCCUUCACUUUCCUCAAUCUCUGAUGCCAACUUUCAUCAUCAAUCCUCAUUCAGACAGCUGUGCUGAUGUGGCGGAAUACUUCACUCUGUUCAAUAAAUUCAGCCUGUGAGGUUUUUUUUAAUGAAAGCAUAACCAGAAACAGUAUAUACAGUAUUUGCGUUUCAUGACCAUGUUUAUAUGCACAUGAAUACUUCAAGUAAUGCAGGAAUUUGGUAUCAACUGCGAUCCAUCAUUCUUAAAACUCCUCAAAAAUAGAUGUACAGCAUGAUUCUGACUUCAGUUUACUCUAUGCACUGUGUACCUGUGGAAAUGCUGCUAUUCAUACAGAGGAUUCAUUGAGUCUAUGAUCAGUAAUGGUACAAUUCAUUGAGAUACGAUUAGGAAAUGACUCGGGAGUUGUUUUCAUCUUUUAACAGUUUAACAUGCAGAGACAAGUAAUCUGCUCAUAGAUAGAAUUUUCUGACGUGUGAACAAAAUAUUGCUGUGUGAGCGGUUUAACCAGCCACCUGUUCAGCAACAUUGACUGAGCUGCUGGGUUUUUUUUGUUUGGAUAGAUGAGUUUUAGGGGAAAGAAAACGUUAAACAUGUUAUCUUAUUGUCA
Triplophysa rosa is the source of this 2374-nucleotide messenger RNA. It is a transcript of the gene tepsin, whose product is annotated as TEPSIN adaptor related protein complex 4 accessory protein. Gene Ontology annotation, cellular component: trans-Golgi network membrane. Bases 132 to 1796 code for a protein of 554 amino acids. The record is from RefSeq and is a predicted model, not a curated record. NCBI's taxonomy places the organism in Eukaryota, Metazoa, Chordata, Actinopteri, Cypriniformes, Nemacheilidae. The transcript is spliced from 13 exons.